Stylophora pistillata is the source of this 1213-nucleotide messenger RNA. RefSeq names its product beta-1,3-galactosyltransferase 5. Gene Ontology annotation, cellular component: Golgi membrane. Gene Ontology annotation, molecular function: hexosyltransferase activity. Gene Ontology annotation, biological process: protein O-linked glycosylation. NCBI's taxonomy places the organism in Eukaryota, Metazoa, Cnidaria, Anthozoa, Scleractinia, Pocilloporidae. The record is from RefSeq and is a predicted model, not a curated record.
AUGAAGAAAAUAGGGACUAAAAUCCUUCUACUUGCUUUGGCAACUGUUACGAGUCUACAACUUACAUUUUUUGUGAUCCAUUUCUUCUUCAGUUGGUCGCACGAGUCUGCUACAACGCCAGCUUUAAAGUCGGGUCCAUUUCAUGCCGCUGAGCUCCAGAAAAAGGAUCAGCAAUUGGAAAACGAAAAACAGGAACCAAUUACCGAACUUCUCUCUCUCUACCUUGGUGAUCUUUCAACUUUGCAAUUCGCACAUAGAACAUCUCUAAUAACUAAGAGAAUUUGUACACAUCACUACGAGCUUCUUAUUCUUGUAUCAUCCGCUCCAGCUAAUGCGGAAAGAAGGAAUAAUAUUCGUCUGACAUGGGCCUUCCGACGAGCUCUCAAACCGCGAUGGACAACAGUUUUUCUUGUCGCUCAAGAAAAAACUAAGCCUCUGUCAAAUUUUUUAUUAAGGGAAGAUGAAGUUUAUGGAGACCUUAUACGAGCUGACUACUUUGACCAAUACUGGAAUCAGACCAGAAAGAUACAAAUGGGGUUCGAAUGGGCAAUAAGGUAUUGCAGGUUCUCUUUUCUUUUAAAAACAGACGAUGACGUCUUCGUGAAUACUGCUGCUGUUUUCUCCUUCUUGAAUGAGCCCAUAAUUCCAAACGUAAUGUUAUAUGCCGGCAUGCAGUACAAAAACCCUUGGAUUCUCAGGAGUGGUAAAUGGAAAGUAAGUCGGGAAGAAUUAGCAGGAGUACAUUAUCCUGAUUUUUGCGCAGGUUUUGGAUACAUUUUAUCCCGCGAUGUUGUUGCUUCGUUCGUCGACGCUUUUUCCAUAGUACCCUUCUUCAGACUGGACGAUGUCUACGUUGGUAUGUUGGCGAACAAGACUGGAAUAAAAAUUGUACACGUUGAUGGUUUUGAAUUGGGCGCGCCGAGGCCGGAAUUGCAGUGUAUUCCAAGUACCAAUGUUAAGACGCUAGUACGACAUGGUGUAAAGGGAAAUUGUCUUAUCGAACUGUACAAUCGAGCCGUCCUAUCACGUAGAGACAUUGAUCGCACGGAUGGAUUUAGUCAUACUUAAGAAACAAAUCUUAUCCUGUACAGCCAGAAAAAAACGUGAGGUGCCCUUGACUCGAUGUGUUUUUGAUGCUGUAUACGUGUCUGUAUUUUAGCAAAUAGUAAUGAAGCUGAAAACAGCUGUUACUGUUUAAAAAUUAAUUCGUUUA